Pocillopora meandrina is the source of this 468-nucleotide messenger RNA. Lineage: Eukaryota; Metazoa; Cnidaria; Anthozoa; Scleractinia; Pocilloporidae. The record is from the annotation of a GenBank genome assembly.
AUGCCUCAAGCAGACCUACCUAUUUACCGCGGUGUCCCUUCGUGCUUUUCAAUUAUUGUGGCUGUGUUGAGUUUUGGUGGCGCUAGUUCGUUCCCUUACGCCGUAAUUUUCCUGAUAUUUGGUUUCCCAUUUAUUGCUCUCUACUUGCAAAGCGAAAUGGUCAACAGAAAAUCUCUUCCACUUGUCAGGAAACAACCGUUGAAGAAUGGUCUGCUAACGCUCAACGUUUUGUACGAGGUGACUGUCGCUAAACUCGAAAUGAUCGCUCUUUCCAGUUACGAGAUGAAAAUUGGCCUCCUUAAGACAAAUUCUGGAAGAGACUACUUCCAAGUUUUUCACCCUGCAGCUUUUCGUAUCAUGGAUGAGGCUAAACGUACCUCUCGCAUUAUUCUCGGCGUCUUCCUAUUUCUCGCGGUGUACAACACUAUCAUCACUUUUCUGUAUUCUUUUAAAAUCAUGAAAGAUUGA